Molecule: messenger RNA, 1626 nt
Organism: Ascoidea rubescens DSM 1968
Lineage: Eukaryota; Fungi; Ascomycota; Saccharomycetes; Ascoideales; Ascoideaceae
Product: ribonuclease III
Exons: 2
Coding region: 1-1626 (541 amino acids)
Biological process (GO): regulation of gene expression; primary miRNA processing; rRNA processing
Cellular component (GO): nucleus
Molecular function (GO): ribonuclease III activity; double-stranded RNA binding
Source: RefSeq, a predicted model, not a curated record
AUGGAGAGCAACAAUGCCAACAUCAUUGAUCCUGCCAGAAAGAGAAAACUCGCUAAUUCUGAUCCAGGCACCAAAAAGACGAAGAUAGAUCAGCAAAACAGCCUGAAUAUCAUCUCGAGCGAUUACACUCAGCUUUUAAAGCUCCAGCAUUCAGUCAAGGGCUUGAAGUCUGGCUUGGAUAACAUCAUCAAGUUUUCUCCUUCUCCAAGUGAAAUUGAAAAUUUUCUCUCGGAUCCCGGCUCUGUUGUCGAUAAAAAGUGGUUACUUUUGCAAAAACCCAUCUUCAAAUUGAGUUCCCAGUUGAAAGAAUUGUAUCUUCAAGGAAAAUUGGGCAUUUUUGACGAUAUAAUACAAUUCAACAAUGACACUGUUUUAAAAGGAAACAAUUCGUCCAUUGGUCAGACUAAGAGUGAUACACCAAAAUUGAACUUUGAAUACGAUUUCACAUAUAAAGAACCAUUUCAAAGCUCAAAAAAAUCUUUGGUUUCAACCUCUGGAUACUCAAAUCAAAACAAAUCAUGGCCUCCAACUCUACCAGAAAUUGAGGAUCGCUCAAUCUACAUAGAAGCUUUUACUCAUGCUUCUGUUAAGGGAAUUGUCAAUAAUCAAAGACUAGAGUUUUUGGGCGAUUCAUAUUUGAAUAAUUUUGUCACUGUCAUGUUGUUUGAGAAUUUUCCCAACCUAGAUGAGGGCAAUUUAUCCAAAUUGCGAGCCAAAGUCGUGUGUAAUAACUCAUUAUUAACGUUUGCUGAGAUAUAUGGUUUUGAUAAAAAAUUACAGUGUAGUGUUGGAACCAAUUUUUCUACUGGUGGCAAGAAAAUAAUUUCAGAUUGUUUUGAGGCCUAUGUUGGUGGUUUAGUGCAAGAUAGUAUUCGUAAAAACAGAAACUUGAAUUUCGUCUUUGCUUGGUUAAAAGAGCUAUUCACACCAACAAUUAAAGAAUAUAUAAGUUCUGAAUUUGGUUCUAUGCAAGACAAAAACACUACAAAGGAUGAAACUAACAAUAAUGAACAACAGCCUAAAGAAGUUUUAUAUGCCCUCUUGGGCUCAAAAUUUGCAAAACCUGAAUACUUUACCGUAAAGAAAUCAGACCUUAGUAGCACUGUUGAAUGCAGAUAUCUUGGUGAGGUAUUGGGAACUGGUGUUGCUGGAAACUUGAAGAAGGCUGGUCAAAAUGCUGCUGCUGAUUCACUUAAAAAUAAAUCAAGAAUAGAAUUCUAUUCUCAAAAAAGAGAAACAUUGCUAGCAAAAUAUGAUGCUGAAAAAGAGAGGCUUGGUGGUGAUACCUCUUCAAUCCCAAAUCCCUAUUUAGUAUAUCUAAAAGAUUCAGAAUCAACUCCAAAAUUGUUUGAAAAACCAUAUGAAAUUCCACCUAUUCAAAAAAUUCCAAUUGAUUUUGGAGCAAAAGAUAGGUUACAUGUUUUAUUAAGUAGAAAUAAAAAACCUCUACCUAGAUAUGCAAUUGAAAGAUUGAAUAUGUUAAAUGUUAGAGUAACACUAUUCUACUUGAAUUUUCCAAUUUGCUAUGCUAUUGAUACUAACAAACAAAAAGCUGGUCAUAGGAUUGCAAUGUAUAUUUUACAAUCUAAAGAAGUGCUAACUGCGAUGGGCAUAGAGAAUCCAUAA